This is a messenger RNA of Staurois parvus, 369 nucleotides long. The record is from the annotation of a GenBank genome assembly. NCBI's taxonomy places the organism in Eukaryota, Metazoa, Chordata, Amphibia, Anura, Ranidae.
AUGACAGCCGGGUGCCAAGUGCGCAUGCGCAAGAAGCGGUGCUUUUUGUGAAUGGUAAGGCGGUACCUGGGACACAUGACAGAUCCCAGAAGCCGCCGGACCAAUCACAAAGCGCAAGUGCUUCUCGCUCAUGCGCACUGGGCACCCGGCUGUCAUGCCGAGCGCCAUUACAGAAGCCGGGAAGACAGCGUGCGGCUGGAUCGAGGAACAGGUAAGAUCAAACAAAAACUCUGCGGAAGUAAGAGCGGUUUAAAAUUUUGGCUCUUUGUGUCUAACUUGUUCGCCACCCCUGCUCUAGGACCUGAGCUUCAACAGCUAUGCCAGUAAAGCCAGCAACCAUGAAGUAUGGUGGUAAACUGAUCAGGACAG